UCUGCAUCUCCCGUUGCCGGUACUAAAGAGCAGGCAAUAAAGAAGAUAGCCGUAGCCCUUUUUUAAGUACCAUGAGCAGUAAAAAUCCCUCUACCAUUUGAGAUUCUUUUUCGGCGUUUUCAUAGUCGUGAAUGCGAACCAGCGUGAAUGCUCACCUCCUUGAGGCGAGCCAGCUCCUAUCCUAUCCUAUCCUAUAAGUAGUAAAAAAAAAAGUCAUGGAUGAGGAAGAUGACAUCUUCGAAGACAUCAUUGACGAUGCCGCUGAAGAUGACGACUUCGAAGGACGUUUUGAUUAAGGCUGCUCCAUAUCUUCAGAGAAGGCUUGUUUUCAAAGGAGAGAGAGCUUGUUUUCAAAAAUGGGGACGAAAAGUUUAUUGUCACUUCUUUUCUCAGUUCCGUGUCGUUGUUAGUACUUUGCUCAAAACCUGUGUGAGUAGGCAUCGUGACGAAACACUAUGACGCCGCGCGGCAGUCUGCACUGAUAACUCCUGUGCGAGAUUAUAAUUGUACUAUUGUCAAUUGUAUCAUGCAGGCGCGUGGCUGCUAUGGAGACCCUUGAUUGAUUGAUUGUAUCAUGCACUUCGAGAAGAUGGAUUAGGGACAGGAGCUCUAACUCGAAGCCGCAUACGAAAAGCACAAAUUGCAAACCCCUCAUUCCAGCAACCGACCUUCGAGCUCCCGACCUUCGUCACAUCGACCGCCAAGUGCGCAGAGAAGUGGAGGAGGAGGAAGUGCUGCAGCUGGGGUGGAUAAUUUUACUACAUCGCACUCACAUCAGUUGUAAGAUCUUCUCCGUUGUAUUUGGGAAGAACCUGUACUUCUUGACGGGUACUGUUUUGACGACAUUUAUUUAACACUUUAAGCUCAUGAUCAUCAUCGAUUGUGUCGAUGAAGGCUGCAAUCAUGAUUGAUUAUAAAUUCUCAGGGAGCCGGCGGCGCCGCUUCUUCCGUCGUCUCCAGUGGCACGGGUCAGAUUUUGAGUACGGCUGGUCGCUCAGGGUCUCUCGGGAAGGUUGCAGAGAAUGCUACGGCUUUCCUACUCGGCUCCCUCGAGUCCGUUCCGAGCAGCACAGCAGUUAGUUCCCGCAAAUCCUCGAGGCGUGAUAGUAGGCCAGUACCGUUCCGAGACUUCCCAGAUGCGGCAUCGGCUGCGGCGGCUGUUUUGGAGCACGAUGAACAGGAGAUGCACGAGAAGGAACAGAAAAAGGAGAGCGCCCUCGAAGGUGAAGCGGUAGUUGCAGUAGACGAUGAAGAAGUAGAUGAUGAAGAAGACGAGCACCAUUCCUCUCGAACAGCAUCUUCACACAAAAAUGCGCCUCAAGAGAACGUCGUAGUAGAAAUAGAGGAGGACGAAGAGGAAGAAAUAGAAGACGAGCAGGAAGAUUCUACAGAAAUUUUGAUGCCGCAGGCGGAGGAUAAGCUAGCGGGUUCUGUACAGGAGAAUAAAGAAUUCGGUCUUAGUAUAGCACGCGAACCAGAACAACCUCUAGGGUCUUCAUGCAACAGCCGAAGACCCGGUGGCGGGGAACAGGCAGUGACGAGUACGGCAGUACUAGCUACAAACAUUGUCACUAGCAAGACAGUGAUACAGGAGGCGGUGGUGGAGGAAAAAAGACUUCCUGCAAGACAGCCCUCUGGAUCCUCGAUACAAGAACAGCAAGAAGGAGAAAGACUGGAUGAACAAGCAAGUGCAGCUGCAGGUCCUCCGAAGAGCAAGACCACCAGUAGGAGCAACUCUUUCACAUCUUCUCAAGGGAAAGGGAAUUCUAACAAGGCAGGUUCAGCAUCCGGCUCAGCCGCCUACGACGACGACGAUUUUGAGGAAGACGACGUCGAGCGUCUUAGCAGAAGUGCGUCAAGUCAUAAAAGUGCUGCAUCAAGCCACAAAAGUGGAGCUUCCACUGGUCAGAGAAGUGCAGGUGUUGUGAGUCAGAGAAGUGCAGGUGUUGUGAGUCAGAGAAGUGCAGGUGCCGUGAGUCAGAAAAGUGCAGGUGCCGUGAGUCAGAGAAGCGCUGCAGCUUCUAGUCCUAGUCUCGGUCAUGCUGGGAGAGGAUCUAGAAGUAACUCUGCUAUCUCUGCACGAACAAAGCAACAUCUUCAAGGUGAAGAUCUUGAAGAUACAGCUAUGGAAACUACGCUAAAGGUCGAUGUGAAUGUAGCUGUAGGAGCAGGAGAUGAUCCAGCAAGUACUAACAUCAACAUGUCCACCACCGCUAGAAGAUCCUCUUCAAACUCCUUUUUAUCCAAGAACUCUAAAGCCUCUACUCCGAAAUCGAGUGGCAGCUGCACAGCUUCUUUUUCGCGCAACACGUCGUCUUUUUUCCGCAAGAUGAUGAACGUAGGAGCCGAGGAAAUGGAGGGCGAUCUUGAGGGUGUGGGAGAAGACCAAUCGCCUAAGAAGAAAGGAAACAAGCUUAAUACAGUGCAAGGUAAUGUGGUGGAUCAGACGAGUAGGGACAAUGUUGUAGUAGAUGCAGGUCGUCAAACACAUAGUAGUGGAAGCCAACAAAGUUCUUCAGGAUCAUCAUCUUCAAAUGAACAAGGAUCAUCUUCCUCUAGUACGCGGAAAUUCGCGAUGGCUGGUAGCAAAGACAAGACUAACCCCUUGAACAACUUGUAUAGCAGCACUAGUAGUUCUGCGAAUCUGUUCAGCAGUGCUUCUGUUGCGAAGGAGAACUUACCACCUAGUUCGUAUCACGAGCAAAGGAAUCGACCUGUAAUUAUGCUUGGAUUGAGAUGUUUUUCUACUUUUUGACAGCCCACGCACUGGGGAACAUCAAGGGAAAUAAUAGGGCACUACCUGCUGGGGAGGUCUAGAAUCACCAUAGAACGAAAUUAUGAUUGAUACAAUCCUCUCCUCCAUUCAUACUAGUUCAAGAACAGAAGCUGCCUUUCGCGACGGCGGGCAUAGGAGCCACAGAGGAGCGGAAGCUCAGAACACCGACUUCCUUGACAUCAGAAGGAAACAACUCCACCACAGGCGGCAGUGGCUUGCGUAGUUCUUACAGUACGCGGUUUGGCGGUUUUGCGACUGUUCUUCCCCAACAACAAGCUGAUGUCGAGAGUGUGAAACUGCCAUCCUCUAGAACGUUCGGAGGGUCGUCGCAGAGACGAGGAUUCAACAGUGCAGCGGAAGAAGCGGACACAGCAGAGCAAACAAGUGGUAGGGGAACAACAUCGAGCGCACAUCAGACAGCGAUGAACAAUUUUCUGUCUUCAUCAGCGGCGAACAAAAGCAGUUAUCAUAGCUUGACAAUUCCAGGAGCCAAAAGUAGAAAUAGAGCAGACGGGCAAGAUCCAACACUAGGAUUGCCUUCCAACCACAAUUAUGGCUUCCCCUAAUCCAUCUUCGGAAGCAUCGUAGAGACGUUUUCAAGGGGAAAACAGUCUCAGGAUGGACUUGAAGAUGGAUUAGGGUGAGCGCUAACACAACAAUCCUUCUGCCUUUCUCUUCUCGUCAGAUGCCACACCAAAAGCAGGAGAUAGAGGUGCUGACGGUGGGGUCCUCAAAAGCAAUAGGCUCUCAAUGGGAGCACAGUUGGGGAUGACGUCUCCUGCGGGGUUCAAACUUGGAGGGGACAAGCAGAAUUUUGUCGGAAGAAGUAGCGUUGCGAGUAGUUCUUUAUGAAAGCGGAUUGAACAUGAUCAUGAUGAUUUGUCAGGAGUACAAGAACAUCGUGGCGAUUUCAGAUCCCCAAAUUAGCACCACUUAUAUCAUGUUUCUCCGUCGUAGUUGCUUACUGUAUCUAUCAUCUUCUAAUCGUCAUGUCUGGCGGAGACGACUCCUUCAGGCACAUAGACGGGUUUAAGUCCAUGCCAAGACCGAAAACAGCGGGAGAGAAGCGAUUUGACAGCGUUAUGGAGAGAGUGCAGAAAAUGGUAUGAAGAUUACUUCUCUGGUACAGUUUGACUUGUGACGGGGCAUUUUCUGUAGUUGGAAGUAAGUACAUUCAAUCUACUGCUUCACAUCCGUUUACCUUUUUUUAAAGCCUUCCCCUCAACACCUCCACAGAACACCGACCGCUCAGAUCACACGAGUCGACCGCGAUCUGCGUCUAGACCGAGGUCAGCCCAGAGGUACCUCGCAGAACAGCGCAGAGCAGCGGAGCAGAAGGAUCUAGAAGUGACAGAAAAUGUGUCUCGGAACGUUAGGGAGUUGGAAUAUCAUACGUUGAUGAAGGUACUAGUACUUAACAAGUUGUACACAAGUCUUUUAGUAAGUACUCCUUUGAUUCGCAUUGUUCACAGGUCUGAAAUACAUGCUUAGAAGAUAUUUCACAGGUCUGAAAUACAUGCUUAGAAGAUAUUUCACAUUUACAAGAAUCCCUGACAGCUCUCGCAAAUGAACGAGUGGGCUCGUGAGCUCAAAUUGCCGAUAUCCUACCGAUGUCUCAUUCGUGAGUCUCCCAAUGGCAUGCGAAGACCUAUAGAGGUGCACUUGUAUGUGCAUAAAAGCGCCUUGCCUCCUAAGGAAGACGAGGAUGCGGAGGGAGGGAAGAAGGCAGACGUACCAGGAAUGGGAGGCGGUGGAGAAAAGAAAGAUUAUGGCUCGCAGACUAGCAUCGAUAACAAACUAGUAGAAUAACAAUCUUUCUAACAGUUUUAACAUCAGGGAAAUCCGUAAAACUCAGAAGAGAUUCAGGGAAGUCGUAGGACAAUUCCGAACCGACUAACAUCAUCGUCAACAAUCUUGCUAAACGUAAACAUGUUUGAAUCUUCAUCCGUGUUUUUCUUGAUCCAAGAAUAUGGUGAAUUUCUACUCACGACCAUGAUUGAUUAUAUCGCAAGUAAUUUGAAGUUGUGAAUCGAAUUACGACCUCUAAUCAUCAACACCCCCCUCCUCCUCCUCCUCCGCCGACGACUUCGUCCACAAAGAGCUCGUAAGCCAUGUCAUUCUGGAGAAACGUUAUCGCGCAUUGAAGAGCAAGUAUGAAGAAAAGAGGGAUCCAUGGGCCAAACCAGACCCAAAUAGUCCAGCAGAGAAAUUAAAAGCGAAAAAGGAAAAGAGAAAAAAGUAAGAUUAUACAGUUAUUGAUUUUCGUCUGGAUGGAUUCAUUUCGAAGCAGUUGUAAUCCUCAUUGUAGAAUCUUCUGUACGGGUGCUUUAAUAUCAUGGUGAAGUAGAUCCUCGUGCAAAUGAUAUUAAACCUCAGGUUCCAAGAGGGUUCCGCUUACAAACCUCCCAAGAAGAGCAAUACUUGGCUUGCAGUAGAAGUGGAGAGGGAACGGAAGAUUGAAAUUCACGAGGCGUACUCCGUAGCAAAACAGCUAGAGACGAAAAUCCGCGAACAAAUAGUCACACUUAGCGCAUUGAAGAGGACGAGGCCUCGUGAGUAACUGUGAAGCAGAGUUUGUGGAAAUCUUCUGGUUAUAGAUCAAGUACAGUAGCAGCUUCAGCAGCACCCUGGUAUGCCGAGAACAGUAUCAGACAGAGCACGGGUGCUGUCUUCUAUUGUAUCAUGUGUUGAAUAUAUCUUAGCAGCUCGCAUAGCCUCAACUCCAUGAAAUCAAAAGUUGUAGCGCUUCUUCGAAGUAAGUUGCAGAUGUUGUCUGAUUAUAGAGUUUAGUCGUAAGUAAACUACAAAGAUUAAGAUUUGUUCCUGUUGCGACGUUUCGAUUUCUCUUUUGUGUAUUCGGAAAAAGUCGAACCCUGUCAGUAAAUAGUUAACGGAUUCUUGUCUCACUAUACAAGGAUGUUCUCAAUAUAUGACCAGAAAGCAGUGCACAGUGUGCACAGAAGGAUGCCAUCGUAGAAGCAACACGGAUAGGUCAAGAAAGAGAAGAGUUUGAGUUAAACAUCAAGAUAGAUGGGUACUACGAGUCUUUUUUGAGUUAGAUCGUUAGCUGUAUCGUGACUGACCGAAAUCAGUGAACUUCUGUUUCGAAGGUCUUUAAUAUCGCUCUUUGAGCAGCUAUACUUCCUCGC
Molecule: messenger RNA, 5925 nt
Organism: Amoebophrya sp. A25
Lineage: Eukaryota; Dinophyceae; Syndiniales; Amoebophryaceae
Source: the annotation of a GenBank genome assembly